UGUGUGUGUGUGUGUGUGUGUGCGUGUGUGUGUGUGUGUCUCUGUGCUGCUGAAAGACGCGCAUUUGCAGAGUGCAAGAUGGCGACUGUUCAGUGGCUGCCGAGGACCCACCGGAGCUGAUAACCGUGGACGAGCGGACCUUUAACACGCCACCACGGAGGAGCACGUCUUUAAAGGCAGACCCGUCGACGCUCCGACGAUAACAAUUAUGUCCCAUACAACUGACCAUGAUGAUGGUUGUUUCGUUGCCAUGGAUACAGAAGACAAUGCUGCAGAUCCUGCUGGAAUAACACAGGUGGCUGAAGCAAAGAUGGGGUCCUAUGGAGAAGGAGAAGGCAACAUGGACACUUGUGCCAAAGUUGGAGGGAGAACCAUGGUAGAGCUGCCAGAAGAAGUUCUGGAGUACAUUCUGUCUUUUCUGUCACCUUACCAGGAGCACAAGACAGCUGCGCUUGUAUGCAAGCAGUGGUAUCGCCUCAUUAAAGGUGUUGCUUAUCAGUGCUACCAUGGCUUCUUGAGAGCCGUCCAGGAGGGAAACAUCCAAUGGGAAAGUCGGACUUAUCCAUAUCCUGGAACUCCCAUUACUCAGCGCUUUUCACACAGUGCUUGUUAUUAUGACUCCAACCAAUCCAUGUACGUGUUCGGAGGAUGCACCCAAAGUAGCUGCAAUGCUGCCUUUAACGAUUUAUGGAGAUUAGACCUGAACAGCAAAGAGUGGAUUCGCCCUCUAGCUUCAGGUAUGACUACUUCAGGUUCUUAUCCCUCCCCCAAAGCUGGAGCAACUCUUGUGAUGCACAAAGAUCUGUUGGUGCUGUUUGGAGGCUGGACCCGCCCCAGUCCUUACCCACUGCACCAACCGGAGAGAUUUUUUGAUGAAAUCCACACCUACUCUCCAUCUAAGAACUGCUGCCCUAGGUGGAACUGCAUAGUAACCACACACGGCCCGCCACCCAUGGCAGGCCACUCUUCAUCGGUCAUUGGAAACGUCAUGGUGGUCUUUGGAGGCUCUUUGGUGGCACGGCAAAUGAGUAAUGACGUCUGGAUCUUGGACCUGGAACAGUGGUCCUGGUCCAAACCAGCUAUAUCUGGCCCAUCCCCACACCCGAGAGGUGGCCAGUCACAAAUUGUGAUUGAUGAUCAGACGUUACUCAUCUUGGGAGGGUGUGGAGGCCCGAAUGCUCUUCUCAAAGAUGCCUGGCUGCUUCACAUGGACGCACCUGCAUGGAGAUGGCAGCAGCUCCAGGUGGAAAACGAGGAUCAUGGAGCACCAGAACUUUGGUGUCACCCUGCUUGUAGAGUGGGCCAGUGUGUGGUGGUCUUCUCACAGGCUCCAUCUGGCCGCGCCCCACUCAGCCCAAGUCUUAACUCCCGGCCCUCGCCCAUAAGUGCCAUACCCGCCCCACUGGGCCCGGAACCGCCUUCUUUGCGAUCACAUUCUCCCGUCCGCAGCGGAGCGGCCGGUGUGGUUCUGGGAGCUCUGGAAGAGGCUCCCUGUGUUAACGGGCGAUGGGGCACCUUGAGACCCCGACCUACGGGCAGAGUUGGCGCCAGAGACGGCAGCCCGUCCUCUUCCCAACAGCAGUCCCCUUCACAAUGCCCUGACAGCCAUCCUCUCGCGCCGCACCCGCCCUUACUGAACGGCUCCUCCCCUUCACCGCGGACCAGUCCGGCGCAGGCUGCAUCGCCACCCCUUCGCCCCCACCCACCCACCUCCACAGACUAUGGCUGGGAGUCCGCACCUUCAGCCGCUCACCUCCCUGAAGUGCCCAGCACUAACGGCGUCCACACACCUCCCAUGGGGUCGCCACGCACCCCGCCGGGGGCAGUGUCCCCCGCUGCCUUACGACGAGGCCUGGAGGCAGUCAAAAGCACAUCUUCCUCGUCUUUACCAUCUUCAUUAUCAUUGCCUUCCCUUCAAACGCAGGGAGCGUCUCCCGGUGGAGGAAGCGUGGGUGCUGGAGCGGGGCCCCCUGCCAUCCCGCCGUCCUCCAGCCCACCACAGGCCGCAGGAGCAGACGGACACGCCAUUCCUCCGAUUGCGCGGCGCCUCGGCCACCAUCCCCCUCAGAGUCUUAACGUAGGUAAACCUCUGUAUCAGUCGCUGAAUUGCAAGCCGAUGCAGAUGUACGUGUUGGAUGUGUCCCGCGCCAAAACCACCGGCACCGUGUCUUGGAGAGUUUAUGGAAACGGGACUCCUGCCGCUGUUCCGGGCCCACCGGAGACCAGCCUCCACACUGUGGUGCAGGGCAGAGGAGAGCUUAUUAUAUUCGGGGGUCUAAUGGACAAAAAACAGAACGUGAAGUACUACCCUAAAACUAACGCCUUGUACUUUGUGCGUGCAAAAAGGUAAUGGAGUCGGCAGGAUUGGGCCUCAGCCUGUGACCAAACAAGGGAAUUGACACACUCUGCUUUUUUCUCAUAGGAAGGAUUUAUGGGGAAUCUUUGUUAGAUGUUCCACUUCACAACAUCCCCACCACUAAUGGCUUCUGCAAAAUACAACAUAUUUGCCACAUUUUGAUAUACGGGAAAAAAAAAAUUCACCGAGAGGACAUGGUUCUAAUCACAUCUACAGGUGUUUUUUCUGCUGCUUCUGUCAUUCUCUUAUAGACUCAAACAAUCGACGCUGUUGACAAACAAUUCAAACUACCUUGCUUUUGGUAUCACUCUUAAAGCCUGCAAUGUUUACAUCAAAAACUGUGUGAGAAUAAAGUGUGCGUGUGUGUGUGCGCGUGCGAGUGAGAGUAUGUGUGUUAAUGCACAGUCGCGGUUAAAAGUUGUGAGGGAUGUGGCACUAUAAACAUGGUAAAACAAUAAAAGUCCUCCAUGUC
Molecule: messenger RNA, 2828 nt
Organism: Nerophis ophidion (straightnose pipefish)
Lineage: Eukaryota; Metazoa; Chordata; Actinopteri; Syngnathiformes; Syngnathidae
Gene: fbxo42
Product: F-box protein 42
Exons: 10
Coding region: 209-2350 (713 amino acids)
Molecular function (GO): protein binding
Source: RefSeq, a predicted model, not a curated record